Molecule: messenger RNA, 2725 nt
Organism: Selaginella moellendorffii
Lineage: Eukaryota; Viridiplantae; Streptophyta; Lycopodiopsida; Selaginellales; Selaginellaceae
Product: calcium-binding mitochondrial carrier protein SCaMC-1-A
Exons: 8
Coding region: 287-2527 (746 amino acids)
Cellular component (GO): mitochondrial inner membrane
Molecular function (GO): calcium ion binding; S-adenosyl-L-methionine transmembrane transporter activity
Source: RefSeq, a predicted model, not a curated record
UGCUUAUCCAUUGCUAUUUUCUUUUGGGCGGCUUCCCUGUGUGGCGCCCAUGCUUGGGAGAUUUUAGGGCGGCAUUGGAUAUUUCGAUCGGCAGGGCGCGCAAUCGCUAGGGAAGCGUGGAAAUCAUCUCUGGCCGCGGGCGAUCGCGCGGAGAUUGGACACAAUUUCGAGCUGCCAGGGUUUUGCGAGGGUUUUGGCGCCGCGCAUUUCUUGAGGUGAGCGGCUGAUUGCGUAGCUGCAUUGGCGUUCUUGCAGGAUCCAUGCCGUGGUUGGAGCGGCCUAAAAGAUGAGGAAUACCCCCAGCGACAAGGAUAGGGCGUGGCAGAUCGAGCACGCAUUCGAUUCAGUUGAAAGCCAUCUCGUCUACAAGGUCUUGCUCGUCAAUCGAUUCAAGCUAGAUCGAUUAGAAUGUGGGAAACAGGAAAUUCAAGCCUUUCUAGGGCAAUUCACCGAGCAGCUCUCGGCGAGCUUGUCCAGUGUUGGGCUGCCCAUCAAGAGCUGGGCAGGGGCCGCAGAAGAGAGCGGUGCGAAGGGCAGCGUCAAGGAACAGGGUUCCUUCGAUUUCCUCCGGCUGUCCUUACCCUUGGAUGGGAUUAAACAUUUCCAGAAGAGCUCCGGGGGUUUGGUCCGAGACGAGCAGCCGCAGUGUUACAAUCCAGUUUUUCGGGCCAGCAACGCCGUGGUGAAUGCUGCUGAUCAUCACGCUGGGUUCCUCUUCCGGACGUUCUCGAGCUUUGUUCCUGCAAGGAAGGUGACGCAAGCUCCUGUCGCAACGGAUGAAAGCAAGGAAGAAAAUGCAUCGCCGGUCUCUAAGCUUUUUCCAGGUUUCCUUGUUCAUGUGGUGGAGCCGGCAUCGCGUGACAGUCCGAUGGAACGCAGACUCGACGUAAAAACUCUUCUGGAGAACUCCGUGUUCCUGAGGUUUAUGCUGCGGGACGUCGUUGCGUUUACGAAGAUUUUCGGGUUUAAGAAAGGCGCUGCCUUUGCACGAGUACAAGGAGAGCCCAGCAUUAUAGAACCGUCACCUUACGAGGAAGAGAGCCCCCUCGAGAGUCAGUUUGAAACGAACCGCACGAGAGGUGGAAUUCCUCGUUUCAGUGUGAAGCUGCCAAACAUCGAGAACAUUAUGGACUUGGUUCCACUGCUAGGAAAAGCGCCUCAAAGUUUUCCGGACAAGAGAAAGCUGUACUCAGUCGAAGAUUUCUUCAAGUAUACAGAAGCUGAAGGGAGAAGAUUGUUUGAUGAGCUUGACCGCGAUAAAGACGGUCAAGUUACUCUGGAGGACUUGGAGCUGGCAAUGAGGAAAAGGCGUUUGCCUCAGCGUUAUGCUCGGGAGUUUUUGAGAAGAACCAAGAAGCAUUGGUUGAAGAAAUCGUUUGGCUGGAGCGAGUUCCUGACGCUGAUGGAACAGAAGGAGUCAGUCAUGCUUCGAGCUUUCAAUUCCCUGAGUGUCAGCAAGUCCGGGACCUUGCAAAAGGGACAGGUUUUGACACUUCUCCGCAAUGCUGGUCUUCCGGCCACUGAAGAAAACGCCGCCGCGAUGAUGCGCAUUCUCAACUCGGAUACCGAAGGCUCCAUCACGUAUGGCCAGUUCAGAAACUUCUUGGUGCUCCUUCCGCCUGAACGCUUAUUCGAUGAUCCGAGGAUGGUCUGGUAUGAAGCUGCAACCGUUGUUCCCAUGUCUCCUCCUAUAGAAGUUCCUGCCGGUAGCGUCCUCAAAUCUGCGUUGGCUGGUGGCUUGGCUUGCGCUUUAUCGACUAGCUUGCUACACCCGCUUGACACUCUAAAGACUAGAGUACAGGCGUCCUCAACUCUUAGCUUUUCAGAGUUAAUAUCAAACAUUCCUAACAUCGGGAUCAGAGGCUUGUACCGAGGUUCUGCUCCUGCAAUUAUCGGCCAGUUUUCGAGUCAUGGUCUUCGAACUGGGAUUUUUGAAGCUAGCAAGCUGUUGCUAAUCAACGUGGCUCCAAAUGUAUCCGAGCUUCAGGUACAAUCUCUUGCGUCAUUCUGUAGCACAUUCCUCGGUACCGCAAUUCGAAUCCCCUGCGAAGUUCUGAAACAAAGACUACAAGCUGGUCUUUACGACAACGUUGGAGUCGCGAUCGCUGGAACACUUCGCAAGGACGGGUGGAAAGGAUUUUUCCGAGGGACAGGAGCAACACUGUGCCGUGAAGUGCCGUUCUAUGUGGCUGGAAUGAUGAUCUACGAGGAAGCCAAAAAGGUUGUCCAGAACGUUAUCAAGAGAGAAUUGGCACCAUGGGAGGUAAUCGCGAUAGGAGGCCUCUCGGGCGGUCUCGCCGCCGUGUUUACGACUCCAUUCGACGUCAUGAAGACACGGAUGAUGACAUCGCCUCCGGGCAUCCCCGUGACGAUGAGCUCGGUCACAGUGAAGAUCGUCAGCGAGGAGGGGCUCCUCGCGCUCUUCAAGGGCGCCGUUCCCAGGUUCUUCUGGAUCGCGCCCCUGGGAGCUAUGAACUUUGCGGGAUACGAACUCGCAAAGAGAGCCAUGGAGAAGAAAAACGAGUAACUCGGAUGCCCGUGACACAAGUCCCAGCGGUCGUCCACACAGGUUCAAACGGCUAAGCAUUUUGUACAUAUGUCUCUGCUUACUUCCCGGAGCCUUGGAUCUGUCAAUUUUGCUUACAAAAAAUCUGUCGACUAUUCUGGUUAAGUUUGCGUCUUCUCAAGUAAAUGUCGAAUUCCUCGAUGUGUCUUUGAUUCCAAA